Molecule: messenger RNA, 2035 nt
Organism: Galeopterus variegatus (Sunda flying lemur)
Lineage: Eukaryota; Metazoa; Chordata; Mammalia; Dermoptera; Cynocephalidae
Gene: EMID1
Product: EMI domain containing 1
Exons: 15
Coding region: 3-1331 (442 amino acids)
Molecular function (GO): protein binding
Source: RefSeq, a predicted model, not a curated record
GCAUGGGCGGCCCGCGGGCCUGGGCGCUGCUCUGCCUCGGGCUCCUGCUCCCGGGAGGCGGCGCCGCGUGGAGCGUCGGGGGAGCCGCGUUCUCCGGACGCAGGAACUGGUGCUCAUAUGUGGUGACUCGCACUAUCUCAUGCCAUGUGCAAAAUGGCACCUAUCUUCAGCGAGUGCUGCAGAACUGCCCCUGGCCCAUGAGCUGCCCGGGGAGCAGCUACAGAACCGUGGUGAGACCCACGUACAAGGUGAUGUACAAGACAGUGACUGCCCGCGAGUGGAGGUGCUGCCCUGGGCACGCGGGGGUGAGCUGCGAGGAAGUUGCAGGCUCCUCUGGCUUCGUGGAGCCUGGCUGGUCCGGCCACACCAUGCGGCGGAUGGCGCUUCGGCCCAUGGCUUUCUCAGGUUGUCUCAACUGCAGCAAAGUGUCAGAGUUGACAGAACGUCUGAAGGUGCUGGAGGCCAAGGUGGCCAUGCUGACAGUCACAGAGCAGGCAGUGCCCCCAACCCCAGCUACCCCUAAGGACCCUGCCCCGCUCUGGGGCUCCCCAGCUGCCCAGGGCAGCCCUGGAGAUGGAAGCCUCCAGAACCGAGUCGGUGCUCGAGGGCUGCCUGGGCCCCCUGGCCCCAAGGGAGAUGUCGGCAGUCGGGGCCCAAUGGGGAUGAGAGGUCCACCAGGUCCACAGGGCCCCCCAGGGAGCCCUGGCCAGGCUGGAGCUGUGGGCACCCCUGGAGAGAGGGGACUUCCAGGCCCUCCUGGCCCUCCUGGUCCUCCUGGGCUCCCAGCCCCUGUUGGCCCACCCCAUGCCUGGAUCUCCCAGCAUGGGGACCCAUUACUGUCCAACAUCUUCACUGAGACAAGCCACUGGCCCCAGAGACCCACUGGCCUCCCAGGCCCCCCAGGGCCCAUGGGUCCCCCUGGACCUCCUGGCCCCACAGGUGUCCCUGGGAGUCCUGGAAACAUGGGACCUCCAGGCCCCACUGGACCCAAAGGAAUCUCUGGCCACCCAGGAGAGAAGGGCGAGAGAGGACUGCGUGGGGAGCCUGGCCCCCAAGGCUCUGCGGGGCAGCGGGGAGAACCUGGCCCCAAGGGAGACCCUGGUGAGAAGAGCCACUGGGGGGAGGGGUUGCACCAACUACGCGAGGCUUUGAAGAUUUUAGCUGAGAGGGUUUUAAUCUUGGAAACAAUGAUUGGGCUCUAUGAACCAGAGCUGGGGUCCGGGACAGGCCCUGCCGGUACAGGCACUCCCAGCCUCCUUCGGGGCAAGAGGGGAGGACACGCAGCCAACUACCGGAUCGUGGCCCCCAGGAGCCGGAAUGAGAGAGGCUGAGGGCAGUGGCGGCCCCUCAGGGUAGACCAGGCCAGGCUUCCCUUCCCAGCCUGGACUUGGCCAGCUGCCUCCAGGCACCGCCCCUCCAUAUUUAUUAACAUCCUCAGGGUCCCUUCUGCCAUCUAGGCCUUAGGGGUAGGCAGGUCUCAGUCCUGGCACCCAAUAUAUGUCUGAGGCUGAGCAGGGACUGGGGCCUGAGAGGGAGGCGGCAGUCCAGGCACAAGGCAAGGCCUCACUCAGGGUCCUGGGCCUCAGUUUCCCUCUGUGAAGUGGGGUGAUGUAGGCCUUCAAGGAGGGGGUGGAGACUUCUUGUCUUCUCAUCAGCCAUCUGAGCAUCCAGGCCCAAAGGCAUGGAGGGAGUUGGAGCUGGAGCUCUGCCUGGCCCUCAGCACAUGCAGGGAUAACAGAGAAGCGGAGGCAGUCUCACUUCCCCGCUUUCCCAGCCAAACUUUGGGGAGUCUCCUUGCAUCCCUCCUCUCCUUGUUUUCUGGUGCUGGGUUCCCAACCCUGAGGUCAUGCUGACUGGAUGUUCAGGGGCUCCUUGCCUCAGUUCUGCCCCCUGAUCCCCCAGCCCCUCCCCAGUGCCCCAGGUGGGGAGUGGGGACAUGGAGAAGAAGGGGCCACUUGUUCCUACAGAUGCUUUGACAGACACCAGGAGGUAAAUGUAUACUGGCCAAUAAAGGCCCCUACCUGAUUCCCAGCCA